Molecule: messenger RNA, 3052 nt
Organism: Pseudophryne corroboree (corroboree frog)
Lineage: Eukaryota; Metazoa; Chordata; Amphibia; Anura; Myobatrachidae
Product: RNA-binding protein 12B-B-like
Exons: 2
Coding region: 107-2251 (714 amino acids)
Cellular component (GO): ribonucleoprotein complex
Molecular function (GO): RNA binding
Source: RefSeq, a predicted model, not a curated record
CGAGGAGAGGCACAGCGUCAAUUACAUGGCAUGCUCUAAAUCGGGACGUAACGGUCGCUGCUGUGGUGAUUGGCUGAGUCCUUUCCACACUGUGCUCUGAGCGCGCAUGCGCGGUGGACCCGUGAUGCCAGAGAGAGGCUCGGCCGCCAUUUUACACCGUGACCCGUGCGCACUGUUACUGCCUGUGCCGCCGCUGCAGCAGCAAGUAUCCUAUCCUGAGGCGGCGGAAGACCGUCGGUACUGUGCUAUUAUGGCGGGAUAUAUGCAUUCGCUACCGGGUAUGAUUGUUCCUGGCCCAAGAAUGUCAGCAAUCAUCCGGUUGCAGGGGCUUCCUGCUAUUGCAGAUUCUGUUGACAUUCGACAGUUCUUUUAUGGAUUGAAUAUUCCCAAGGGAGGUGUGUAUAUCACUGGUGGAAAAUUUGGUGAGGCUUUUAUUUUAUUUGCAACCUACGAAGAUGCUCGGUGUGCAUUAUGCCUGUCAGGUCGUCCUCUAAAGAAUUCACAAAUUCAUCUAGCACCCAGCAAUGAAUCUGAAAUGCAGCGUGCAUUGGAGAUCUACCGUCUAGGUGGGAAUGAGUCUAUGGGUGCUCUUUAUUAUCCAGGGACAAAUGUUAGAGUUCCUGUCGGUAAGCCUUCAUAUAUAUACAUACAUGGGAUGCCCUUAAAAACCACAAAAGUGGACAUCCGAGACUUUUUUAAAGGGCUCCCCGUCAUCGACAUAAUAUUCUUGAAAUUUGGAAAUGGAAUCAGGAAUGGAAAUGGUAUUGUUAAAUUUGCAAAUAGUACUGAUGCUACUGAAGGGCUCAAAUUUAGCAGUCGGUGCAUUUGUGAGUCAUCAGUAACACUCAAACUUUCAGAUGAGAAAGAGUGGAUAAAGAAUGAUGGCAGCUCAAAUGUUCGAGGAAGGGAGUUGUCUCCAUCGCGUUCAUCUAGCUAUAGGAGAAGAUUGUCCCGGUCAAGGUCUAGAUCUCCAAGAAAUAGGAGGGUAAGGGCUAGUUCACCAUAUAUUCGUGAAUUUUAUGUGCAUCUUAUUAACCUGAGUUACAGAGCUGAAAAAAGGGAUAUAAAAAAGUUAUUUUAUGAUACCGACAUGAGCGACUCUCGUAUUACAUUCUUACUCGACAAAGACGGUAGGAGGACAAAAGAAGCUUUCACAAUGUUCACCACACAAAAAGAUUAUAAAAGAGCGUUGAGCUUGAACAAUGAAACCUUUAAGGGCAAUACAAUAAACAUAUUGGCUAUUUCCAGAAGGAAUAUGUUGGAGCUAAUUGAGCGCAUGAAAACUAGAGUGGCAAAAGAUCACCCAGAUUUUCGGAAAUCUACAAAGCAAAGCUCUCGAGAAAAGCGCUGCAUGUUUUUGCGAAAUUUCCCUGCUGAGAUUACAAAAGCUGAUGUCAAGAAUUUUUUUACUGGUUAUUCUUUGAAAGAAGAUAACAUUUCCCUAUUGUUUGAUAGUAGAGGACAAGGCCUUGGAGAAGUGUUGGUUAAAUUUGCUAAUGAAACAGAAGCACACAAGGCCGAAAGACUAAACCAUAAAAAGUUUCUAGGAACAGAAAUCCUUUUGAGUCGCAUCACUGAGGAACAAAUGAAAGCUUUCGGUAAUGUUACAAGUAUUUCUGCUGCCCAAAAUACAGAUGAGCUGAACCUUGUUUCCCAAGCCGACGACACCCCUGAUGUAUCUUCAGAGUCUGUAUACAAACCACCUUCCAGUUUGGCGGUGGAGGUGGCAUCAUCGUUGGACUCUAGUGGAGUGAUGCCAGCGCUGGAUUCCAGGGAGGAAGAGAUGCGUUUUGACGUCGAUGACCCUAUUCCAUUUUUCAUAUCUAAAACGGAAGAUGAGGCACCGGACAGCCUAGAGGCUCCCAACGAGGCAUCCGUAGAGGCCGUACAGACCGUUCCUGUUUUGGAAUCUGAAAGCCCUUUGCAACAGAGUGAUAUCGCUGAUGAACGUCCAGGUGAAUCUGAAUUGUUGAGUUCAGAUGUUGAGAAUGGCUGCAAUGAGGAAUCCAACUUAGAGGCUGCAAACAAUAGAGUGACAUUACUGUUCAUUAGGAACCUGCCCUGCACAGUUACUGUUGCCGAAAUUCUAGACUUCUUCAAUGGCUACAAAAUGAGCUCUGUAAAUCUGAAAAACAUUGAAAGAGGUAUAGCAACUGUGCGUAUGUCGAGCUACAAAGAAGCAGUGUCUGCUAUAAAUGCACUUAACAAGAAAGAGAUUGGCCAUAAGCAGGCAUUUCUCAGCUUAUUUUAAUUGCUGAGCAAGUUUUCUUGGUAAGUCCCCUUUUUGUGUAUUCCCUAAACACACACACCCCCCGACCCCCCCCCCCCCCCCCAAGAAUAUAAAUUCUUGUAAUCGAUUUGUAGAAAUUUUUUUUUUUUUUCAUUCUGUAAGGAAUCCUUUAAGUUUCAGAUGAUGUUUACGAGCAGAAGGAAUAGAUAAGCAACAAUUUUGUUUCUUGCAUCCUGCUCAUAGGUUGCAGAUUAAUUUUUUUAGCCGCAGUUGUUUAGAAGUUCUUAUUGUAUGCAGGAAAGGCAGUAUCUGUUAAAAAUCGAUUUUGACGUUAAUUUCAAUUAUUUUUACCUUUAAAAAAAAAAAAUGCAUUAUUUUUUUUUGUGUGCAGGAAUAAAGUAUAUAUUUCAGCAGCAGUAUCUAAGAUAAAAUCAAGUCAUAUACUGUGUGUUUUUAGUUGUAUAUGAGUAGUAGUAACUUUAAAACAGGUUAUCCACAGAUUUGAUAAUCUAACUCUGGAUUAGAGUAAUGAUCUUGUACUAUGUAUAAACCUGAGUAAAUGUCCAGAGCAUGAAUGAGAAGUUUGACAUGAAUCCAAUCUUGUUCGCUUUCAGAGUACAAGCUUUUGUUCUUGUUACUUUUUGUUGCAAAGAUCUCUUCAGUAUCCUCACACUGCUGUGCUUAGUAAAUUCAAACAUCUUGUUUACAACGUUAUUACUGCAAUGUGUUCUGUCAAUGUUACUAGUUUAAAGCACAGUUUGUCUAAAAUGUUUAAUGUAAUAUAGUUGCUGAGAAUUAUCAAUAUAAAUCAUCAUAAGUAAA